AGACCCACAAUAGAGCAGCAGUAUGGGGAUCCCCAGGCCACAGAACAAUUCCUGAACUGGGUGAAAACACUGAUUGAUGUAAUGACAUCACGUUGUGCAAAGGAUGUCCUGAGGCAAAAUACAUUCCAGUCCAGGUUCCUAGACAGGUUCCUCCAGUACCUGGGAAAGUGGGAGAUGGCAGCAAAAGACGGAGGAUUUCUAAGCCAGAGUACUGCAGAAGGGCUUCGUGUGACCAUCUCCACAGCACUGGGACUGCUCAAGUACCUCGCGACUCUUGGAUUUGGAUACUUAAUGACGGCCCGAAUUAGUCAGGACCCAUUGGAAAGGUUGUUUGGUGUAGUUAGGCAGUUUUCUGGCCCAAAUGACCACCCAACUCCAUCACAGUUUUUAAUUACUGUAAACUGCCUUAGUUUUUACAAUUUAGCACGGUCACCAGCAGGAGCUAAUGUCAGUCAAGGUGUAUUAAGUGCUCUCUUAGAGUGCCAAGAUGCAAGACCUUCGCUAACAAGUUUGGUUGACAACUACAUCGAGUGUGGCCAACUUGAAAAGGCUGAAGAGGUCCUGUCUCAAGACCACAACACUCAUAUCAAAAGCAGUGACUCUCGCCUUGUGUACUACGUUGCGGGCUACACUGCAAGGAAAUGUGUUUUGCCGCUCAACUGCGAGGAGUGCACUUCAAUUUGCACUACGCCAAGUGCUGCACAGAGCGCAGACCAUCCAUCGUCGUACAUGAAAGAAUUUAACAGGGGUGGCCUACUCAACUGUUCAGAAACACUCUUCAGGCUUGUCUCCAAACUUGAAGAUGUCUUCACAAGGUUGUUUUCAUGCCAUAAAGUGCAUGCAGAUAGCCUACUAGAAGUCAUGGCAUGUGCUAGGGGAAGCCUUGAGAAUGUUGGCUGUCAAACCCAUAGUGAAUAUCUCACAAUGAGCAUUGUAAAAUUCUAUGCUGUGACCAGAAUGCACUUUCUCGUAAAGGGCAUUAACCGUUCUCGGGCAGAGCGGAGCAAAAAGCAGAAACUUUCAAAGGAGGCGCGUCUCCAGUGAAUACACUUACGUGAGCAUUGUGACCCGUGUACAGACGUUCUUUGUUUUGAU
This is a messenger RNA of Ornithodoros turicata, 1095 nucleotides long. RefSeq lists its product as uncharacterized. The record is from RefSeq and is a predicted model, not a curated record. NCBI's taxonomy places the organism in Eukaryota, Metazoa, Arthropoda, Arachnida, Ixodida, Argasidae. The transcript is spliced from 2 exons. Bases 82 to 1044 code for a protein of 320 amino acids.